UUCGGCAGUCAUGGAGCGCCCUGCAAAAUGCUCGGUCGGAGUUUCUAGUGCAGGUAGAAUUGAGUGAAAUCAACAAAAUCAAUAACAAAAGUGAUAAAAUGUGGUAACAUGGCUGUUGUGGGGUCAUUGGAACGCAUCCUGGAGGAUGCCCACCUGAGUGGGGAGCUGAAAUUGAGCGGCAGGAAGUUGAAGGAUAUCCCAAAGGCAGCCGGAAAAUACAACUUGAGUGAUACGGUUUUUGCAGAUUUAUCACGAAAUCGCUUCUGUGAACUGCCCGAAGAUGUGACAUCAUUCCCAUUCCUGGAAACGCUGCUCGUGUACCACAAUGCAAUACGUUCAAUACCCGAAACAGUGAAGGGAUUGCGUUCACUAACAUAUCUAGAUUUACGGAGUAAUCAAUUGUCUGUGCUUCCACGAGAAAUAUGUCUGUUGCCACUGAAAGUGCUCUUGGUGGGGAACAAUCGCCUGAGUGCAUUGCCAGAGGAGUUGGGACGCAUGGAGAGAUUGACUGAGCUCGAUGCGGCCUGCAAUCAAAUUACACACUUGCCGGCACGCAUGGGAGACCUGAGGAGUCUGCGGUCGCUGUCGCUGCGUAAUAAUCUGCUGGUGUAUUUGCCGCGCGAGGUGACGACGCUGCAACUUGUGUCGCUGGAUGUCAGUUGCAAUCGCAUUGCCACACUUCCGGUGGAGUUGAGGCAGAUGUCGUCACUGGUGGACUUGGAGUUGGAUAACAAUCCGCUGACAUCACCGCCGGCGAGUCUGUGCGUGCGCGGUCUGGUGCAUGUGUUCAAGUAUCUGGAGACGGUGGCGCUGAAGGAGGGCAGAAAUAUUGUGGACGGAAAUGCCACACUCAGACGCUCCGCCGUGUCACAAUCCAUGCGUGCGUCCACGGAGCCGCGCCAGAGGCGCGCUCAUGUGGAUUCUGGGUACAGCACAACGAGUGAUAGUGGCAUUGGGAGUGAGAAGCGCUGGUCCAAUGACGAUAACAGUCCAAAGAGAUCACCAGUGGCGCUCCAUGUGAAGCCCGAUGUGAAUUCCCUGACCACAAGCAGCAGCAGCAAUGGUGACGAUGUGGGAAGUCACAAGCAUGUGAUUCACAUUCAGGAGAAGCAACAUGUGAACUCGAUCGAAUUAUCACCAGAGGAUGAUGGUGCAAUGGAGAAUGGUGUGGGUGAUAAGAAGCAUCUGAGCAAUGUGCAGACUUAUCGGGAGUACAAGGAGGCGCUGCGACAGCAACGCAAUCAGGAUUCAUCAUCAGUGUAUCGCUCCAAGGACAAUACACCGACAACACCAUCGCCCAAUUACAACAGCAGCCAAAGUUCACCGUUGUCACCGCAGCACAGCUUCAGCAGCAAAUUGAUGAACAACACAAGCCAAAUGAUAAACCAAAAUGCCGACAAUAACAAGAAGCACGACGACGCACGGCGUCCCAUUCAGAAGGUCACGCCGUCGCGGAAUGUGAGUCAGGAGAAUGGUGCGACGCAGGUGAAUGGGAAGAAGUACAGCGAAUGCAAUUCAUAUGUGAAGCCCAGCAGUCCGGUGCCGGUGAGCAGCAAGGAGACGAGUCCGGUGCCGGCGAAUGGCGGGAGUGGGAAGGUGAAUGGGAGCAUCAGGAGUGCUGUGAGUGCGGGAAAGACGACAAAGCAGAAUCGUACGGUUUCAUGGAAUCGAGAAAUACCGCCGGAGAAGUUGAGUUUCACGAUGAGGCGGGAAUUUGAUAGGCAAAAGGAGGAAUCUGAGUUGAUUCAGCAACUGAGACGAAUCAUUGAGACACGCCUGAAGAUGACACUCCCGGAUGACAUUGCUCCUGCUCUCACGGAUGGGGUUGUUUUGUGCCAUUUAGCAAAUCACGUCCGGCCCAGAUCUGUGGCCAGCAUUCAUGUGCCAUCACCGGCAGUGCCGAAACUGACAAUGGCUCGGUGUCGUCGCAAUGUGGACAACUUUCUGGAGGCGUGCAGGAAGAUUGGCGUUGAUGAUGAGUGGAUAUGCUCCUGUGCUGAUAUCGUGCCGCCCGAUUGGGAUGAUUGCGUGGGCGACGGUGCGCCAGAGCCACCCAAUCCAUCUGCACUGUUUGCCACAGUGGCCGCAUUGGUUGAUAUAUUGCUGGCGCACGAGGAUGGCGCUCUGCGGCAGGAGGAUGAUCAUGCAGAUGCGAUGCCGGCAACCAACACCAAUCAACAGCGAGACAUCGAAUGCUAUGAUGAGUACUUUAAGAGUCGCGGCAUACAUUUUCCCAAGAAUGUCACUGAAACAGCCACGAUGACGAUGACGACGACGAGUGGCAGGAAGAGAAAGGUGCCGCAGAGCCUGGAUCUGUUUGGUGGGAAGGUGAAUCAUCAUCCGGCAAAGAUGAUGAUGGGCAGACGGACAUUUGCCACGGACAUUUUUCCAGUCAUUCGUGAGACGCUGGAGGAGUGCGAAUAUGAUUCGGAUAUUGGGAAGUUCAAUUGCCGCGGCGCCGAGGGCGCAAUCACGACGACGAUUGUUGAGGGAAUAAAUGACUUGAGUAGUGCAGCGUCGUGCCAUGGGAAGAUGAGGCUGGUGGGCAAAGCCACGCUGGAUUCUGUGGAGAAGUUCAAUCUCAAUGAGAGCGAGGAUGUCGAUCGGAAGAUUGUGAUGAAGAGAAUUGAGUUCUUCGAGGGGAAAGUGAUAAAUCACAAGACAGAGAACAACAAUGACUGCACGAUGAAGAAGACCAAUCAAUUGUCCACGUAUCUCUGUCUGGGAACAUUCUUCUGCACAAUUCUCUUUCUUGUCCUGUUUCAACAGCCAAAUUGAUGAAUCUCUCCUCAAAUGUUAAUACUUUUCACUGGGAUUUAUGAAUUUUUUAUCUUUCAUUUCCGAGGCUAUGAAAUUUGUAGUGAAUUUUAAUUAUCGCGGGAAAAGAGAAAAGUGUUUAUUUGGACCAUUUUUCUUGUGUGACCUUUGCAAAGCCACAGCUUAGAUGUACUUACUUAUGAUUUAAUUAUGAUCUGCAGUACCUUUUUAUUUAUACAUUUAAGAGAUUUUUAUUAUGAUUUAAGAGGGGAUUUUUUUUUGGUGAUUAGCAAAUAGAAAUGUAAUUUCUAGAUUUUAAAGAAAUCUAUUAUAAUAAUUAGAUGAAGAAUUUAAUGUGAAGAGAAACACAAGAGAAAUCAUUUUAUUUCUUAUCAGGACUUCCAAGAUUUGUUUUUACAGGCCUAAAAUGAGGUUUAAUUUCUCACGAAUUCUUACAAUGAAUUUUAGAAGAGCUUCAAAUGAAUGUGUUAAGAAAAUAUAAUAAUUGAUUAAAAGCGUUCCUAAAUCGGCAUUUUUUCAGACAGAUUUAUAGACUUGAUAUUGUAAAAGGAUAAUAAUUGAGAUGAAGACCGACAUUGAUAGAUUAUUUAUUCAGUUUAAAAGAAUUUUUUGCUUCUGUGUACUUAGAAUGUGAAUUAUUUAUAUUGUACACUUAGGAUUUAUAAUAUAUAUAUAUAUAUAUUUAUCCUUAUCCAAGUAACCAAGAUGCUUUAUAUAAAAUACAAUGUUGAAUAACAGACGAUAUACAGAAAGAGAGAGAGAGAAAUAUCAAUCAAAAAUGGAGAAAUUCGGUUGAAAACUGGAUUUUCAUGACGAGAAAUGCCUUACAUUUCAACAAGAUGGUUUUUAAGAAGGAAUAUUUAAGACGAUAAGGCCGUGAAUUUUACAACACAACACAAAAUCCACUUAUUUUCCUUUUCUCCACAAAUGAAAUGAUGCAACAAAUCUUGAGUGUGGGAGAUGAAGAAGAGGAGGAGGAGAGAAUUUAGAGGGAGAGUUUGAGGAAUAGUUGUUGCGUAGUAGAGAGAUAGAUAUAUUUAAACACUAAAAUGUUUUACUGUAAUCAGGAAAAGAGACCAUAUUUGAUAGGAAAAUAAAAGAGGCAACUUGAAAGGCUUUCAUUCUACAUUUUUAUUAAUAAUAUUAUUUAUUUGUCAAAGUAUAUAGAAACUGAAGGGGAAAUUUUUGAAGUAGUGAAAAAAAGAAAGAUUAUUCCAUAUUUCGCAGUAUUGAAACGGGAAAAUUAUAAUAUAUUCUUAUUAUAUACAACAAUUAUAUUAUAUUUAUUCUUAUCAGUAUACAUUCAAGAAUCUGAAAUACAUAAGAAAUAAAUUAUCUUUGGUAAAGAAAAUGAAAUGCUGUUGAAUUCCCUGG
Messenger RNA from Phlebotomus argentipes, 4152 nucleotides. It is a transcript of the gene Lrch, whose product is annotated as leucine-rich repeat and calponin homology domain-containing protein. Gene Ontology annotation, molecular function: protein binding. The record is from RefSeq and is a predicted model, not a curated record. The transcript has 6 exons. Bases 109 to 2778 code for a protein of 889 amino acids. Lineage: Eukaryota; Metazoa; Arthropoda; Insecta; Diptera; Psychodidae.